Molecule: messenger RNA, 6576 nt
Organism: Leptonychotes weddellii (Weddell seal)
Lineage: Eukaryota; Metazoa; Chordata; Mammalia; Carnivora; Phocidae
Gene: NHSL3
Product: NHS like 3
Biological process (GO): cell differentiation
Source: RefSeq, a predicted model, not a curated record
GGGUCUUGGUUCCAAUGGCCUUUCCUUAGACUUUCCUUCAUACCCCCUAGAGGUGCCCCCUUCCCUAUCAUAGCUCCUCAGUGUUCACUAAUCUAAAAUUGUAUUCUUAGUGUACCUUGUUGAUGUAUUUGUCAAAUGUUUAUUGAACUCACAGUAUGACAGGCACUGAUUUAGGCGCUAGAGUGAACAAGAUAAAGUUCUCCUCCAUUCGCUAUGGCCCCCGUACUAGCUUAAUAAAUACUUGCUGAUUGAAUGAAUGGGUACAACAGUCUUGUAAGGAGGAGUUCAUUGGUCUUGUUUCCAUAUGAAGUCAUGACUUGGGUGUGACAAGAGCUGAAUUUGAACUUGGAGCUGUCUUCCCUCCAGUUACCUCCUCCUACCCCUCAUUUUUACUGCCCUUGCCUACGACCAGGUUUUUUUGGCUAAUUCCAUUCUCUCAGCCUGGUGAUCCAACAGUCACCAAGUCACAGAGUGGGGCCAGUGGGAAGGGUCCUGGGCUGGAGGAGCAAGAGGUAUACGAUGAAGCCUGCCUCUGCCGUGUGACCUUGGAGAGUUCACAGUGCUUCUCUGGCCUGCUUCCCACAUGACCGAAGUGGGAAGAAAGUCCUCUGGAAAGCGUGGGUCUGAACAGACACACGAGGAGUUGUUCCCAGCGGCCACUGUGUUUCUGCUCUGGACAACUCCCUGGCUUCCCGGUGUCCCUGUGUCCUGGGCUGGCUCCCACCCCUCCAGGGGCCUUUGCCGAUGGCCUUGCCCGCACAGGCAGUUCUGGGCUUCUGCCAGGCUGUUGUUCCAUGUCUGAGUUCCUUCCCCAGGGAAUGACCCUCACCAGCCAGGAGGACUUGGGGAUGGGCAUCAUGCCAAGUGUGGUCUAGUGGCUCUUCUACCCACCAUCUGGCAGCUGGGACCCCUGCCAUGGCUUUGGCUCCUGACUGUUUAGAAAAGGACUUGGGGACGGGUUAGUGGUCUGCCCCCGGGGCCCUGAGCAUCUUCAGUCCUGCUAGUCCUGCUCUCCACCAGAGCUAAGCAUCCGCAGACUCCGGGCCUCAGUUUCCCCGUCAGAAUCUGGGACCGUUCCUGCCUCUGCACUCCACUCGAGGGGCGGGAUCAGUGGCGCAGGUGGGAGGAGGACCUGGAGAGCAGCCCCUCCCCCUCCCUGCCUGGAGUCAGCUCUGCAGCUGGGCGGGCGACUGCACCACUCGGUGCCGGCUUAUGGUGAAGGCGGCGCCCGGCGAUCCGGAGAGGCCGGAAUAGGGGACGGCCCUGGUGGCGCCCGCAGUCAUGGUGGUGUUCCUGGGCCGCCGCCUCCCGGUGCUCCUCGGGCUCUUUAAGAAGAAGGGCUCUGCCAAGGCUGAGAGUGACAAACGUCUAAGUGUGGGGCCUGGCCAGGGGCCAGGGUCCGUAGUGGAUGAGCACCAGGACAAUGUCUUCUUCCCCAGUGGGCGGCCGCCUCACCUGGAAGAGCUGCACACACAGGCCCAGGAGGGGCUCCGUUCCCUACAGCACCAAGAAAAACAGAAACUGAAUAAGGGUGGCUGGGACCAUGGAGACACCCAGAGCAUCCAGUCUUCCCGGAUGGGGCCGGAUGAAGAUAGCAUCUCCUUCUGCAGCCAGACCACAUCCUACACGGCUGAGAGCUCCACAGCAGAGGAUGCUCUCUCUAUCCGCUCAGAGAUGAUCCAGCGCAAAGGCUCUACCUUCCGACCCCAUGACUCAUUUUCCAAAUCGUCUGGGAAGUCAGGGCGGCGGCGGCGCGAGAGGCGGAGCACAGUGCUGGGACUGCCGCAGCACGUGCAGAAGGAGCUCGGCCUGCGGCACGAGCGUGAGGCACCAGGUAGCCCUCGGCCUCCUGGUCCUUGGGAUGCGCUGCGCAUCCCCACGGUGGACGGCCGCCCUGCGGGCCCGGUCUCGGCGACCGGCGCCCGGGUGUCCCUGCAGGCGCUGGAGGCGCAGGCCGAGGCUGGUGCCGAGGUGGAGGCCAUGCUGCAGCGCCACAUGGACCGUAUCUACCGGGAUGACACCCUCGUUGGGCGGUCCACUGGGCCCCGGCCCCCGCCGGUGAUCCGGCCCAUGUCCUUAGCGGUGCCCGGCCUGACGGGAGGGGCAGGGCCUCCAGAGCGCCUGAGCCCAGCCAUGUCCAUCUCGCCCCAGGCCACCUACUUGUCGAAACUGAUCCCGCACGCUGUGCUGCCACCCACCGUGGACGUGGUGGCCCUGGGCCGCUGCAGCCUGCGCACCCUGAGUCGCCGCAGCCUGCUCUCAGCCAGCCCGGCCUCUGUCCACUCGCUGGGCCGCUUCUCCUUGGCCUCCAGUCCGCGGCCCCGCAGCCGCCAGCCUUCCUCCUCCAGUGACACCUGGAGCCACUCUCAGUCCUCAGAGACGAUCGUGUCUGACGGCUCCACUCUCUCCUCCAAGGGUGGCUCUGAGGGUCGGCCCGAGAGCUCUGUGGCUAGCCAUAGUGUGGCACCCCUUCCCCAGGGGGGCAGCGGGAGGGGCUCUCCCAGCGGGGGUAGCGCGGCCGAGGCCUCGGACACCGUCAGCAUUCGGAGCAGCGGGCAGUUGUCGGGCCGGAGCGUGUCCCUGCGGAAGCUGAAGCGGCCCCCCCCGCCUCCCCGCCGGACCUACUCACUCCAUCAGCGGGGCCCGGCAGCCCCCGACGGGCCCUUGGGGUUGCCGCCUAAGCCUGAGCGGAAGCAGCCGCCGCAGCUGCCCCGGCCGCCCACCACUGGUGGGUCAGAAGGGAUGGGGGCAGCCCCCUGUCCCUCCAGCUCAGCGGGCACCUGGGUGCCUGGCUUGUCUCCAGGGGGCUCCCGGCGUCCCCCACGCUCCCCAGAACGGACGCUCUCACCCUCCAGUGGGUACUCGAGCCAGAGUGGUACCCCUACCCUCCCUCCCAAGGGUCUCACAGGGGCCCCUGCUUCCCCGGGCAAGGCCCAACCCCCUAAACCAGAGCGUGUCACUUCCCUUCGGUCUCCUGGGGCCUCUGUCUCCUCCUCCCUCACGUCUCUCUGUUCCUCAUCCUCUGACCCAGCCCCCUCAGACCGUUCUGGUACACAGAUGUCGACCACCCUGGGUGACAGGUUUGCCAUACCUCCUCACCCCAAGGUGCCUGCCCCCUUCUCCCCACCCCCUUCCAAGUCCAAGAGUCCUAACCAAGCGGCCCCUGCUCCGGUUACUCCUGCUGUGGUCCCUGGGCCCGUCUCUACCACUGAUGUGAGUCCUGAGCCUCUGCCAACUCCGCAGACCUCCCUGAUCCCACCACAGGAGUCUCCCGUUGCCUCCAAAGACAAGUCACCCCCACCAUCCCCACCCCCAUCUUACCAUCCUCCCCCCCCACCCACUAAGAAGCCAGAGGUGGUUGAGGCCCUGUCUGCCCCAGAGACUGCUGAGGAGCCCCUCCAAGACCCCAGCUGGCCCCCACCCCCGCCUCCUGCACCUGAGGAGCACGACCUGUCCAUGGCUGACUUUCCCCCACCUGAGGAGGCCUUUUUCUCUGUGGCUGGCCCUGAGCCUGCGGGCCCUCCAGACGCCCCAGAGCCUGUCAGAUCCCUGGCUGCUUCGUCCUUCCCAGUUACCGUCUCUUCCCAGAGCCAGCUCCUCAGUUCCCCAGAGCCGCCUCCAGCUCCACCAGCCCCACCUCCUGCUGCUUCUGUCCCAGGGCUUCUGGCCAAGGUCCCUCGGAAGGAACCAGUGGGCUGCAGCAAAGGCAGUGCGGCCCCCAGGGAGGAUGCUGGUGCACCCCUGGUCACGCCCUCGCUCCUGCAGAUGGUGCGGCUGCGCUCUGUGGGCGCUCCUGCGGUAGCCGCGACCCCGGCACCCGGGCCAUCCGCCCCCCAGAAGCCGCUCCGGAGGGCCCUGUCAGGGCGGGCCAGCCCAGCGCCUGGCCCCUCCUCAGGGCUCCAUGCUGCUGUCCGACUCAAGGCCUCCAGUCUGGCUGCCAGCAAGGACCCUGUGAGUGGCCAGCCCAAUGGACCACCUGAGGCGGAGCCACGGUCUCCCCAGUCCCCUGCCUCUAUGGCCAGCUUCAUCUUCUCCAAGGGCACCAAGAAGCUGCAGCUGGAGCGGCCGGUGUCCCCUGAGGUCCAGGCUGACCUCCAGCGGAAUCUGGUGGCUGAACUUCGGAACAUCUCGGAGCAGCGGCCAUCCCAAGCCCCAAAGAAGCCACCUAAAGCUCCCCCACCCGUGGCCCGCAAGCCCCCGGUGGGGGUCCUGCCAUCCACCUCCCCCACCUUUCCUCGGGUCGAGUCCCUUCCUGCUCCUCCCACUGACGGGCUCCUUCGAGCUGAGGACAGGACUAAGGGGGAGCCGGUGGAGAACGGAAGUGUCGUGCAGCUGGUGGGCCCCGAGGAGCAGAAGCUGGGCCCGCCUGGCUCAGACCCACAGAAAGAGCUGGUCUGACCACCAGGCACCUCGCUGGCACUGCUGACCCAUCCCAGGAACAUAAUCUCAGGGACCUGAGCAGCUCCAAGGACGAGAGAAUACGGCAGAUCUAGUAGAGAGGACGCCUGCAGCCUUAACCUUCACAGCCUUCGAUAUUUAUGCAAGCCUGGUGGUGAUCCUGUCCUCCGAGUCAUCCAGCACAUGCCUUUUCCCCCCGAAUGGAUUCCCCUCUGGCCGCUUGUCUUGGCCUUGGCCUCAUCUCGGAGGAGGUAGCUGGUGGGAGCGGGUGGCUGCGCCCCCUGCUGGCCUCGAGGCCGCACAGUUGGGAGCAGAGCAUCUCAUUUGAGUUUCUUUCCUUUUACCCCCCAUGUCCAAAUCAUGCACAUACGGUAGUCCCGAAUCAACGCACUUUUGAAAAGCAGCUGCAUGUCCAUCCUCCAGGGCCCACGAAGCCACAUUCCAAGGGCCUGUUUACAUGGCGGGCAGCAUCAGUCCCCGUUUAGCCAGCCCAUAGCUGGGACCAAUCUGACCCCUCCCUCUGAUCCGGUUUGCCCAUUUCUUAGUUCUUGGAGGUGGGCGAGUCACUAUUCCCACAGGUUUCUCCAGGCUGGAGGCAGGAGCGGGGCUGUGGAAUUCCAAAGCACAAAGGGUGCAGCAGGGGUUAGCCCUCCUGUGCCUCAACUUAGCACCAACCACCCUCCUUGCCUUCUAGUUCUGCCAGGUGCUCCAUGCCGGGGACAAGAAGUGGGGGACUGCCAGGGCCUAAACGGGGGUGGGGGUGGGGGAGAGGAACCAGACGGGAGGUCCACAGGCCUUCUGUCUUCAGAGAGUGGGAGAACGGAAUAGGGAGACAUCUCAGUGGGCACUUGGUGAUGCCAAGCAUCCGCCCCUUGUCUCACUGGGUCAGGUUGGGGUGGGCAGGCGCUACACUUCCAAGGCAGGAGCCCAUGGGCUGUGGCAAAGCUGUGUCCCUUUCAGCUGGGCAGGAAGUCCUGAGGAGGUGGGUGGAGGGGUCUGGCCGGGGGGAGCGCUUGUUUGGGCAGUGGGCCCGGACCUGGCCCUACAGAUUACAUUCUGUGACCUUUCUCUUUACUCCGUGCAUGUUCUUUCUGCCGCUGCCUUUUAGCCCAGGUGGUUUCACGGGGUUGGGGUGGAGGGGGGGGGGCGCUGGCGCUGAGUGACAAGGAUGGGAACCCAAAGGUGCAUUCUAUUGCAGACUCUUCCCUAGUCAAUGAAGGGGGGUUCCGUGCUCCUAGGGAGCAGGCAGGGUGAUUGCUCCCUGGCCGUCAGCCUCUGCUACUGAGCUCUCCUCUAGGAAUUUUAAUGACCUCUUUUCAGCCUGUGCCACCUCUCUAGGUAAGCUGGCUUCCCCACCGGCCCCGGCGCUUCCCUCCAGUCGUGUGGCUCCCACCUGGGCCACCCCUUCUGUCCUGAUCCUCUUUCCUCAACAGUGACUUGGGCUUGAGCCUGGCAAGGAACCUCACUUUUAGCUGCUUCUCUGGAGAGACUGAACCCCUCCCAGAACAAGAGCUGGGAACACAGGGGAUGUGGUACGAGAGCCCAGGUUCCUCUGGCCCGCCCUCACACUGUCUUCUCCCUGUAGCUGUCAACCACGGUUGUUCCCUUGCCCCAUGGGUGAGGGAGAGCAGCUACUGGGUACCCAUUGCACCUGCCCAGUGAGCUGGGGAAAGAGGAUAGUCAGUAUGCACUGCUCUGCUCAGAGCUCCUGACCCAAUGCCCUGGGAACCAAGACCAGGCCAACGCCUCCACGAGACCAGGCUCUGGCGGCAACCCAGAGCUGCUGGAGGUGGGAGGGAGCCCAGCUUCUGUGUUUCUUGCUCUCCCCUCUCAAUGUUACUUGAGCUCCUUAUCCUCAGCUAGAAUCUUCUGAGCUUGUUUCCCCACUGGGUGGGACAGAGUACAAAGGAGAAGGGAGGAUCUAGAAGAGGCAACCCUUCUUUGUCCUCUGGGGUAAAUGAGCUUGACCUAGUGCAAAUGGAGAGACCAAAAGCCUCUGAUUUUUAAUUUCCAUAAAACUGUUAGAGAGAGAAGUAUAUAUAUAUUUCUUUAAAUUUUUGAGUCUUUGAUAUGUCUCUACAAACAAUCCAUUCCCUCUGCCCUGAAGCCUGAGUGAGACACAUGAAAAAGCUGUGUGUGUGUUUCAUUCAAAGGUGUUAAUUAAAUGAUUAAAACUUG